CUUCCCUUAGAGCUGUUUAUGACCGCGGCGGGAAAAACAUUUGUUCCCAUUGGUGGAAAAAAGUCACGUGUGUUACAUUGGUUAGCGUCUUACCGGCCGCACUGCUCUAUAUUUCCUUCACAAAGAAUUGUACAGCAUUCAUAAUACUACACUAUGGGUCGUCCUAAAGCAGAAGGUGGAAGGAAGAGGAAAGCAAAAGACCCCAACCGACCAAAGCGGUCAACCUCUGCCUACUUCUUCUUUCUGUCGAAAAUGAGGGAAGACUCCAAGAAGGCUGGCAAAGCUAUCACAAAGAUUGCAGAAUUCACAAAAGAAUGUUCAGCAAAGUGGGCCAAAAUGAAUGAUAAGGACAAAGAACCAUUCAGCAAAAAGGCCGCAGUCGACAAGAAACGAUACGAUGCAGAGAUGGCAAUCUACAAAGGCAAAGAUCCCAAUGAUGCUGGCAAACCCAAAAGACCACAGUCUGCAUACUUCUGCUUUCUAGCGGACUUCAGGGGAAAGAUGAAAGGAAAGAAUAUUGACCAUAAGGAAAUCAUAAAAAUGGCUGGAGAGGCAUGGAGGAAUUUGGACGACCAUGAAAAGAAACCAUUUGAGAAGUUAGCCCAGAAAGAACAAGAGAAAUAUGAAGUAGCCCUUGGUGAAUGGAGGAAGGGUGGUGGAGGAGCAUCCCCGGCGAAGAAACCAAAACAACAGGAGGAAAAUGGAGAUGAUGAUGAGGAAGAGGAGGAUGAAGAAGAGGAUGAUGAUGAUGAAGAUGAUGAGUGAAAGGGGUCCUGUGUGGGGGAGAGGUAUUCCCACCCGAUCAAAGCCAGUCCAUAACGUCACAAAAUAAGAUCUGCAUCAACUUACCUAGUACAACAAUGGCGCGAUCUCUUACUGCUGACUCCAGCCAUGUGUUACGAUAUAAAGGAGAAUCAAAUAUUUAAUUGUGUGGGGAAAGAAUGAUAGAUACAUGUAGAUGAAAUUUAAAGGUUGUCUGAUGAACAGCAUGAAGUUUUUGUCACUUUACAGUGCUAAAUUAUACAUGUAUUGAAGCUUUAUGUUGAAACCCAAUAUUUAAUAUGAUAUUAAUUUUUUUUUUGGGUACAUGCAAAUUCUUUAAACAUUUGUGGGGGGAGAAUGUUGAGUUUAAAGUAAUACUAUAGAAUGGUUGGUGCAAUCUGGUUGUAUAUAUUUUCUUAUUUUUAUCAUUAUAGAUGAAGCAUUUCAUUUUAUCAUAUUUAAUCAUCUGUAUCACAUUCAUUGUUAUACAUCAUUGUGAAAUUGAACUCUACAAAACACCAGAUACAUUGAGUAUGUAAACUUAUGUAUUGCACUUAUACUCCCGUAAAACUCUUUAUCAUGCAGGGGAAUUUUUUUCUUCCGAAUUUAUUCCACUCAGGGACUACUGUGUUUACCGGCAUUUUAAUUUGAUCAUGCACACCAUUUUCAGCAUUUGUAAAUAUUUUUUAAAGCGAAACAAUAUUUCUUAACUUGGAAUGAAAAUUCACAAGCAAUAAAUAGUUCUUGAUGAAAUGAAUGUUGUGAACUUUGAUUAGCAGUUCCAAUUAAGACACAUUUCUUUUCCCCCCUGUUUCAUAUGUCAUGUAGAAACAUAUCAUGUGUUUGGAAUUUGAGUAAGUUUGUAUCAUUUUAGUAAUGAAAAUUUUUAUGACUGAAAAAAAAAAAAUCAAAUGUUUUUCAUUUUUAUGUUUAGAAAGUUUAGUUUUACAACUUACAAAUUAAUAUUGUUUGCAAGUUGCAUGUAAUAAAAUUGUGUGCUUCAAUUA
Ostrea edulis (European flat oyster) is the source of this 1769-nucleotide messenger RNA. RefSeq names its product high mobility group protein B3-like. Gene Ontology annotation, molecular function: DNA binding, bending. The coding region runs from base 154 to 765 and encodes 203 amino acids. Lineage: Eukaryota; Metazoa; Mollusca; Bivalvia; Ostreida; Ostreidae. The transcript is spliced from 5 exons. The record is from RefSeq and is a predicted model, not a curated record. Gene Ontology annotation, biological process: regulation of transcription by RNA polymerase II.